ACACGAUGAAUGUUCCACACGGGUCGGCAGUAGCGAACCAGAGAGUGUCAGGCACUUGUUGGGAGAUAUUUCAAAAGCCGGCUGGGCUUUCCACCCACCAAAACGAUCGGUCGAGCAACUUCCUUCUCGUUCAUCAGCCGGCCAUCUAUCGUCAGCAAUCAGCAGGCCUAGCUAGCUACAUGAAGAUCGUGUGCGACGCGUGCGGGCGGGCGGAGGCGGCGGUGCUGUGCUGCGCCGACGAGGCCGCGCUCUGCCGCCGCUGCGACGUCGCCGUCCACUCCGCCAACAGGCUCGCCGGCAGGCACAGCCGCGUCGCGCUGCUCCCGUCCACCACCACCACCGGCCCUUCGCCCGACCUCGCCGUCGACGGCACCGGCAGCCACCACCCCGCCUGUGACAUCUGCCAGGAGAAGACAGGCUACUUCUUCUGCCUUGAGGACCGCGCCCUGCUGUGCCGGCCCUGCGACGUCGCCGUCCACACCGCGGGCGGUGCCCACGUCGCGUCCCACAGGCGCUUCCUCAUCACCGGCGUCCGCAUCGGCGGUGGCGUUGAGUGCCACAACGUCCCCGGCGUGGACGCCGCGGCCGGCGUCGUGAGCCCAAGCACCAGCAGCGGCAACGGGAGCAGCAGCGCUCCCAGCGGCGGCAACCCGUGGUCCAUGCCCGACAAAGAGCGGCGGCCAUCGUCGUCGGUCGGAGCAGAGGCGGCGAGAGAGGGCCUCGGCGAUCAGCAGUGGCCGUGGAGUGAGUUCCUGGCCGAUGACGCUGGCCUUGGCAUGGAGCUUUGCUGCCCUGCUGGCCUCUCUGAACCUGGCUCGUCCAGCCUGACUGGAUGACGACAUGUUCCGAGAUCAUUAAGCUGAAAAUUAUUCCUGGGCAUCAGCUGAUCCAAGAAGUGUAGUAUCAGAUGAUUUGUUAGCUUUAGCCUCCUGAACCGUCAAGUGCUAGAUUCUUGAGGAUUAACAAAUAUAAAAUGGUAAUUGCAACAGGAAAUUGACAUUCAUUGAA
Molecule: messenger RNA, 1008 nt
Organism: Setaria italica (foxtail millet)
Lineage: Eukaryota; Viridiplantae; Streptophyta; Magnoliopsida; Poales; Poaceae
Product: B-box zinc finger protein 20
Exons: 2
Coding region: 6-836 (276 amino acids)
Biological process (GO): photomorphogenesis; regulation of DNA-templated transcription
Cellular component (GO): nucleus
Molecular function (GO): zinc ion binding
Source: RefSeq, a predicted model, not a curated record